Molecule: messenger RNA, 1020 nt
Organism: Chenopodium quinoa (quinoa)
Lineage: Eukaryota; Viridiplantae; Streptophyta; Magnoliopsida; Caryophyllales; Amaranthaceae
Exons: 2
Coding region: 1-1020 (339 amino acids)
Source: RefSeq, a predicted model, not a curated record
AUGAAAGUUAGUAAUGCUGUCUACUACCUAAAAGAAGAAGCUGACUUAUGGUGGACAGAAAAGAAAGAGGAAUUAAUGAAAAACCCUGAUUUUGGCUGGGAGGAAUUUAAGAUAGCUUUGAGGAAAAAGUUUUAUCCUGACCAUUUGAGAAAACAGAAGUGUAUAGAGUUCACUAACUUAAGGAUGGGGACUAUGACCGUGAGUGAGUAUUAUUCUAAGUUCAUAGAAAUGAUGAGGUUUGCACCGGAAGUAGUACCAACGGAGGCUAUCAAGGCCCAAAGGUUCGAACAAGGGUUAACCUGGAAUCUACAAGGAAAAUUGGGUGGGGAAACCUUUGAGAGUCUAGAUGAGGUGUAUGGCCGAGCUGCCCAUUUGCAUGGGAUCAAAGGAAGGGAACUAGGGAGCAUGUCUGGGGAGAAAAGGAAGUCCAACGAUCAACCCCAAGGGAGUGAUAAGAGGCCCAAGAACCAUGCAAGCUUUGGGAAUGGGAACCAUGGAGACAAGAGGGACUUUAAAGGAAAUUUUAAGAGAAACCCAAAUUGGAGUGAUGAGAAUAAAGAAAACAAGGAUAAAACUAGGAGAAUCUACUUCUGUAAAAGAUGUGAGAAGGAUCACCCGGGGAAGGAUUAUGCAGGUAAUAAGGUGACAUGUCAAUACUAUCAAAAAUUGGGACACCGGGAAUACGAGUGUUUUAAGAAGGAAGCAGACUUGAAGAAUGGGAAGGUUCAGGAUGGACGAAAUCCCCCACAACCUAGUGGACCUGCCCAGAACACUGGAAUCAGUAAUGUUGGAAAUACCUCUAAGGGCCGGAUUUUCGUAAUGAAUAGCCGUGAAGCUGAGACUUCCAAUAAUGUGGUAAUUGGCAUCUUUCUUAUACGUUCUUUAUCUGUGAAAGUUUUAUUUGAUUCGGAAUUAGAGUUUCCCUCGGACCUAAUUGAAUUCGAUCUCAAAGAUCUUGAUGUGAUAGUGGGAAUGGACUGGUUGGGGAAGUACAAGGCCCAGAUAGAUUGUGCAGCAUAG